CAGCGGGGCAAGAUGGCGGCGGAGGAGAGUAGGUUGAAGCAUCGGACUCACCAAAACAGCGUCCUAAAACACGUCUGUUUCAGUGCUACUGUUUGGUUAAUGAUUUGGGGAAUACAGCUUCCACCCUUUACACUUGACCUGGUUCUACGUUCUGACUUUCUCCAGACAGGCUUCAGCCCGGCUUGGCCACUUUCACCACCCACUCCUCCUAUUGGUCUGUCUGUGUAAUGCUCUGAGUGAUCGCAGCCCCUCGCCGUUGCAGAUGCUCCCCACAGGUGCAGAGCCACAGGGGGGCUGUCCCGUGCAGCUAGUGGUGGCAGAUGAAGACGAGCAUUCCUUCUCUCUCCAGGAGGACGCACUGGAGAGGCUUCUGCUACGGGAGCCCGUGCAGGACAUGAGUGUGGUGGUGGUGUCUGUGGCUGGAGCCUUCAGAAAGGGAAAGUCCUUCCUGUUGGACUUUAUGCUACGCUACAUGUACAGCCAGAAACAGGGCAGCUAUGACUCGUGGCUGGGAGGAGAGGAUGAGCCCCUGACCGGCUUCACAUGGAGAGGAGGCUGUGAGCGAGAGACCACCGGGAUCCUAGCCUGGAGUGAAGUCUUCGUCGUGGAUAAACCUGACGGAUCACAGGUUGCAGUUCUCCUGAUGGACACACAGGGGGCGUUUGACAGUCAGUCCACCAUUAAAGACUGUGCCACCCUGUUUGCUCUGAGCACCAUGACCAGCUCCAUCAUGGUUUAUAAUCUGUCACAGAAUGUUCAAGAAGAUGAUCUACAACAUCUACAGCUCUUCACAGAGUAUGGGCGCCUGGCCAUGGAGGAGGUUUAUGAGAAGCCAUUUCAGAGUCUUAUGUUUCUGAUCCGAGACUGGAGUUAUCCGUACGAGCAUCCAUACGGAUUGGAGGGUGGCCGCAGCUUCCUCGAGAAACGCCUCCAGGUGAAGCAGAACCAGCAUGAGGAGCUGCAGAAUGUCCGUAAACACAUCCACUCAUGUUUCUCCAACAUCAGCUGCUUUCUGCUGCCUCACCCCGGGCUACGAGUGGCCACCAAUCCGCACUUCGAUGGGCGACUCAGGGACAUCGACGAGGACUUCAAGUCUGAGCUUGUGAACCUGGUUCCUCUGUUGCUGUCACCGGAGAACCUGGUGGAGAAGGAGAUUGGAGGAGAGAAGGUCACCUGCAGAGACCUGCUGCUCUACUUCAAGGCGUACAUGAAGAUCUACCAGGGAGAGGAGCUGCCACACCCUAAGUCCAUGCUGCAGGCCACGGCCGAAGCCAAUAACCUGGCAGCUGUAGCAGGAGCCAAAGAGAUCUACAACAGAAGCAUGGAGCAGAUCUGUGGAGGGGAGCGCCCGUACCUGUCGCCGUCGGAGCUGGAGCGUCACCAUGGCGACCUUCGUGAGGUGUGCGUGCGUCACUUUCGCUCGGUGAAGAAAAUGGGUGGAGAUGAGUUCUGUCGGCGCUACCAGACUCAGCUGGAGGCGGAGCUAGAGGACAUGUACUCCGCCUUCUGCAAACACAACGACGGGAAGAACCUGUUUCAUGCCGCACGCACGCCCGCCACGCUCUUCGUGUUAAUGGCGGCCAUGUACGUGAUCUCCAUGGUGACGGGCUUUGUAGGUGUGUCCUCUGUGGCAGCGCUGUGUAACCUAGUGAUGGGCGCCGCCUUGCUGGCUCUGUGCGUGUGGGCAUAUGUGAAGUACUCCGGAAAGUUCAGAGAUGUGGGCGCAGGCAUCGACCGAGUGGCAGACUUCCUCUGGGAGCAGAUGUUGUGUAAAAUUGUGGAGGUAGCCCGGAGUCGUGUGCCGCUGAUGAACCUGAUCCCUCUGCCGCGACCACGACUUGCGACCAACAACAACAUCAAGAAGAAAAACUAGAGCUGCCACUUUUGUCGCUCCUCUUUCUCUCUCCUCCCUUCCUCCUCCCUUCCUGUUCUCCUUCCCUCUGACUCACUCCUCUCUACACCCCUGUCUUUCACCAUACUCUCCUCCUCCUCCCCCUCGUCCUUCUCUUUUCCCCUCCUCCCUUUUCCUCACUCAUCCACUUCGGGAGCAGACAAGCAUUUUCUGGAUCUGCUUAAAUCAAACACAAAAUGAACAAACCCAGACACAAUCUUCACAUUUGUCUGACCCACCAAAGUUUACAGCUUUACUCCGCCACUUCAUAACUGUCAUUUUGGGGAGAGUUUCACAGUUUCUUUAUGUAGUCUGAUUUAGAAUAAGUUUUGUCUCUGAAGUCUUAAGUUAGGAUUGGUAUUGUAAGAAGACAACAGACUGUAGUUGAAACUACAACUAGAUAUUUUCCAUUAUUUAAGUUUAAUGACAUUUGUGGUUGUGGUAAAGUAGCCACAGCUGCCUACUACUGCAAGUGCUACUACUACUAUUACUGCUACUGAAAUUGGGAAUAGAACCACUGACAUUUGGGUUAAUUGAGCCUCUACUUACUACUCCUACUUCCAGUCUCUCAUCUUUUCAAUUAAACUCACAGUAUGCAACUUUUUAGCCAGAAAAAUUUGCUAAAAGUGUGUUUUUUCUUUUUUAAUUGAAAAACAUGAGUCCUUGCUGUGAGCGGGCUUGCAUUUCCACAAACGUUGCUAAUUUAGCCUGGAGGAGGGCCUUCUUCAACUUGUUUCCGUGGGAAUAUUGUUGGAGAAUGUUCCAAAGUAUGGUUUUCACUUUCAAUUUCCUUGGAUUAUGGAGGUGAAGUUCCGCCUCCAGUUACAUACUGUACCUAUAAUCACUUAUUUAUUGGCUAUGAAGACAUGAUUUUGACAACAUCUAGUGACCAAACAGUGCACUUCAGCCUUGUACUCUUUUUAUUUAAUUUUUUUAGUUUGAAUUGUGAAACUGUGAAAUUUCCCUAAACACAUUUCUUUCUCGACUGAACCUGAUUAUGUCAUGACUCCUGCUGAUUUUGAAGCUGUUUUUGUCCCUGGUGGGCUUCCGUAGACCUCCCUAUGACUGUAGACUGUAUCGGAGCACUAUUUAUUGAUGUACAGCUGAUUCUUGAUAGUAUUAUGUAUGUAAAGAAGGAGUUUUUAUCUGAAGUGACUGAGCACAUGCUAUUCCAAACCUUUGAGAUUUUAGCUGUCUGAGUAGUUUACAAAAUUAAGUUUUGUUGAGAUGUGGACCAAGGCUUUGUCCACAUUUUAAUAGAUUUUGCUUGAGUUUUAACAUUGAAAUUUCACUUAUAAAACAUAUAGGACCAAAGCAUAGCAGUUUCAUUCCAUUUUUGUUUUUUCAACAUGAAUCUUAAAUGCAGGAACCAUUAAGUUUGUGUUUGGUGUGGACAAAUCCUUCAACAUCAACUAAAAUGAAGGAAUUGAAAAACGGUAUCUAGAUUUUAGUAGUUUUGAGUUGACUAAAGCUGCCCUGUGUAACUUCUCUGAUGGAGGUUCUACCUCCUGCUUGUCUCCAUAGAUGUUCUUGUUUUUCCCAGAAUGUUGCACAGUGUGGCUUUACACUUUUCUACCUUAUAUGUAUUGUAUUACAGGUGUAUUUGUUGCUACAAAAAUGAGUGUAAAACAUGCAUUCUUACUGUGAUCGAGAUCUCUUCACAGAUCGGACCUGUAACUUGGCGCUACCUACUUAUUUCUAUGGAGACACUGUGAAACAUUCCAGAUGAAGUAAUUCUAUUCUCUUUGGAGACAAACAGGAGAACAUUACAGCAGAAAAGUUGCGUAAUUGUACUUUUUAAGAUGGUUGUAACACUGGAUUGAUUGUUUUGCCCGUUUCAAGAUUUCAAUUUCCCUUUUGGAGAUUUUGUAAUUGAACUGACUUGACUGAUCUGUCUCCAUAGCAGCCUCACUCACUUUUUAAAAAUGCAUGUUAAUCAUUUUUCAAGGUAUUUUAAGCAAUAACAACACCUGUAAUUGAAAACAAGCUAAUUAAAGAAGUUUAAUUUAAAUGCCAAUGGAGAGUUACACAGUGCACCUUUUGAUCUGAAAUCUUGAAGAUUAUUUGACUUUUCCAAACUAGUCCAAUCCACUUGUUUGUAAAUUCUAGUCAUUUUAAUCUUUUCUUUUGACAUUUGCACAUUCUGCCUUGUGAUUCUUUUUGGCACCAAAACUCUGGAUCAUUCCUCAUUCUUAGUAAUUCCAUAGUUUUUCCAGAUGCUUAAAUCUUGUACAGACAUUUUUACUGCAGUUUCCACAUGGACCACAUGGCGGCGCUGCAUAUGUACAAAUGCUGGUUUUCUAGAGACUUUUGGAGCUUUCCUUUUGAUUUGGUUCACACUGAAACGCAGGACAUUUUGAUUAAUUUGAGAGAGAAUCCUUGGUGUAAAUAACAUAAGCACUACAGACCAUCUUUAUUUGGUUUCUGUUACAUUUUAAUUUAAUUUUUAAUUUAUUACAAUAAUAAACAGAACAACUAUGGAUUAA
Molecule: messenger RNA, 4377 nt
Organism: Boleophthalmus pectinirostris (great blue-spotted mudskipper)
Lineage: Eukaryota; Metazoa; Chordata; Actinopteri; Gobiiformes; Gobiidae
Product: atlastin-2-like
Exons: 15
Coding region: 263-1873 (536 amino acids)
Biological process (GO): protein homooligomerization; endoplasmic reticulum organization
Molecular function (GO): GTP binding; GTPase activity
Source: RefSeq, a predicted model, not a curated record